GAGUUUUUCUAUGCCUCGAAUGCUCCAGAACUGCUAAUAGCUACCAUCUCAUUCAUGUCUCUUCUAUCUUGCCCGCGCCUGCUCUUACGGGCGGGCCAGCGACUACAGCCUCUUUUAUUGUCACGACACUCUAGCUCCUUGAAAGAGCCGCCCAGCAUUGAUACACCCAGCAUUGAUAUACCUAGCACCUCCAGUCUGGUCAAAGAUAAUGUGAUGUCCUCGGGCGAAGGUCUACUUCCCGACAAGUCUAACUCCCCGAGCGUACUUAAUGGUCAACUUACACAGCCAUCCGGGUCGCCUGAGCUCCCAGUGACUAAUUGGGAACAGCGCUUGAACGGUCUCAGUGGUAAGGCACGGCUACCACGAAGCGUUCAAGCAGUAUAUCUGCGGCCGCUUCGUAGAAAGGCCGAACAUGGCCUCCCAGUGUGUGAUUUGCAAUUGAGGUCCUACAGUGUACGAAAUGUUGAGUUUUUCUCUGAUUUCGCUAUACGCGCGGCGUAUUACUUGGGCCUUCCUGCCUCUGGGCCUGUGCCUUUACCACGUAUUGUCGAACGUUGGACAGUACCUCGAAGCAACUUCGUUCACAAGAAGAGCCAAGAGAAUUUCGAGCGUAUAACACUUCGUCGGCUAAUUCAGAUAAAAGAUGGUAAUCCUGAGACCGUUCAGGCAUGGCUGGCUUUUCUCAGGAAAUAUGCUUUUCAUGGAGUUGGUAUGAAAGCGAACAUUUGGGAGUAUGAUAGUCUUGAUGUCGCCGAGAACCUGGAUAAGACCGGUGAAGAAACGGAAAGGUCACUUGAAGGACUGUUUUCAUACUUCGGUCAAAGGGAAGAUACGAGGUCCGAUCGUUCGCUUACUGACAUGUUGGAUAAGAACCAUCUGGUCACGACGAAAAGUCCCUUGUCAGAGGUCGGCAGUCGGUAAUAAGUCAUGGAUACUUACACAUAAGUUACCAUGUAUGAUCUAUAUCAUUAGUCCUUGUCUUUUUCACAUGCUCAACCCUAGCGGCCUCAGAGAACCUCUUGUUCCAGGUCAUUGCAUGAUGAUUCAUCUCGUUCUGCCUGUAAACAACUGUCGCAAAUAUGAAUGACAAUACAACAUCGUUUUGUUGUGUCCGUUGCCUGUAUUUAUAUCGGGUCAUCCGACCCGCACUCGUUCUAAUUGAU
Messenger RNA from Aspergillus homomorphus CBS 101889, 1163 nucleotides. RefSeq names its product mitochondrial 37S ribosomal protein uS10m. Gene Ontology annotation, cellular component: ribosome; mitochondrion; small ribosomal subunit. The transcript has 4 exons. Gene Ontology annotation, biological process: translation. The record is from RefSeq and is a predicted model, not a curated record. Gene Ontology annotation, molecular function: structural constituent of ribosome. NCBI's taxonomy places the organism in Eukaryota, Fungi, Ascomycota, Eurotiomycetes, Eurotiales, Aspergillaceae. The coding region runs from base 55 to 921 and encodes 288 amino acids.